AUGGAUCACAUCCAGCAAUUAGGACCCACUAUCAAAGACAUCGCCUGGCAUAAAUCAGGAAUCUUCAAGCGCGGAGCCUAUGCUUUCUCGUCCCCCCAGGAACCGUCCGCUGCUGAUAUUCUCCGGAAUCGCGCAUCGGAGAAAGGCAUCAACAUCCAGUUUAUCGGAAAUGAUCCGGAGCUUCCAGUACAUGUGCCGCAGCUGAAGCCAGAUGUUCAGCGUACGAAUUUUUCGGUUGCGCUUGCUGCUGCACGCUGUCUCCUCAGAGAUAGAGCUCCCAAAAAUACUCCGUUAUUAUCGGAUGUGGAUAUUUCGCAGGCUAUAAGCCAAUUUACAUGGCCUGCGCGCUUUCAAAUCAUUGUCGAUGGGGUAUUAAGCUGGUUUCUGGACGGUGCGCACAACGAGAUGAGCGUUAGCAAGGCAGCUGAGUGGUUCAUCGAGAGCUCCCAGGGAGACAAUGCAUCUCCCGUAAGCAUCUUGGUCUUCAGCCAAGUAUCGAAACAAAGACAUGCGAAACUAGUCCUCGAACGACUGGCCAUUGCCCUCAGCCCUAUUCAUAUCGAUCAUGUCAUCUUCACUCUUUACGAUCCACAGCAGGACUUGGCCUCUCCAGCAGGUAAAGUUCUCAUUGUGCUUAUGAAGCUCGCCCACUAA
Alternaria incomplexa is the source of this 654-nucleotide messenger RNA. RefSeq lists its product as uncharacterized. The record is from RefSeq and is a predicted model, not a curated record. Gene Ontology annotation, cellular component: cytosol; mitochondrion; cytoplasm. The coding region runs from base 1 to 654 and encodes 217 amino acids. Gene Ontology annotation, molecular function: ATP binding; tetrahydrofolylpolyglutamate synthase activity. The transcript has 2 exons. Gene Ontology annotation, biological process: tetrahydrofolylpolyglutamate biosynthetic process. Lineage: Eukaryota; Fungi; Ascomycota; Dothideomycetes; Pleosporales; Pleosporaceae.